This is a messenger RNA of Talaromyces rugulosus, 1035 nucleotides long. RefSeq lists its product as uncharacterized. The transcript has a single exon. Lineage: Eukaryota; Fungi; Ascomycota; Eurotiomycetes; Eurotiales; Trichocomaceae. The record is from RefSeq and is a predicted model, not a curated record. The coding region runs from base 1 to 1035 and encodes 344 amino acids. Gene Ontology annotation, molecular function: gamma-glutamylcyclotransferase activity.
AUGGCGUGCCGUCUUCCUCGCAUCUCGGCCGCGCGACUCGCCGAGACUACAAAGUCCGCGUCAACCGACGCCGAAAAAGAAGAUUAUGCGCAACAACAAAAGACAGUGCUCUACCUGGCCUAUGGCUCCAAUCUCUCGACGGAGACGUUUCGCGGACGCCGGGGCAUCAAUCCGCUCUCGCAGAUCAAUGUGUACGUGCCAGACUUGAAGCUCACGUUUGACCUGGCCGGGAUUCCGUACAUAGAGCCUUGUUUUGCUGGAAGCCGGUAUCGCUCAGAGACAAACACCGCCGAAGAAAAAGAGACAGCAAGAUACCGAGACGAAACAGCUGAAGCUGAAGCGUGCAUCGCCGAAACUGCCAACAGAAGAAGAACCUCCUCGUCGUUGCAAGACGAAAAAGUCCCCCUCGUCGAUGUAUCCCACGACCACGAAUACCAUAAGGAUCGCUGGUGUAAGCCCCUUAUUGGCGUCGUUUACGAAGUCACACUCGAAGACUACUCGAAAAUAAUCGCGACUGAGGGAGGAGGAAAUGGAUAUCGCGAUAUUACUAUCAAAUGCUAUCCCUUUCCAGACCAGUACGACUCGUCGCAGCCCACACCGGACACAAAUCCAACGACACCGUUUAUAGCGCGAACAUUGCUUUCACCUUGGAAGCCGGAUAACACGCACGACGACCCGCGGAUGCGUCCGGACCCUUCGUACGCGCAGCCGUCGGCGCGGUAUAUGCAGUUGUUAAUGAAUGGUGCCCAAGAGCUGGAUCUUCCGCAGGACUAUAGGCACUUUUUGGCGGGUAUUCGCCCGUAUACGAUUACUACAUGGAGGCAGAAGAUCGGGAAAGCGCUGUUUUUGGCGAGAUGGGGGCCUCUCCUCUUGUCUCUGAUGGGUUUGCAGCGAGUGCUUGCAGACGACAGAGGUAUAAUGCCCCCAUGGCUCGCGAGUAUCCAAGAAAAAGCCUUCAAAGCCGUGUGGAACAACUACGAUGGCUCCUUUCGCAGGAUAUUCGGAGACGGCGAGCGUACAAUCGGAGAUGUAUGA